This is a messenger RNA of Nakaseomyces glabratus, 1737 nucleotides long. It is a transcript of the gene DAS1, whose product is annotated as SCF ubiquitin ligase complex subunit DAS1. NCBI's taxonomy places the organism in Eukaryota, Fungi, Ascomycota, Saccharomycetes, Saccharomycetales, Saccharomycetaceae. Gene Ontology annotation, molecular function: protein binding. The record is from RefSeq and is a predicted model, not a curated record.
AUGGAGUUCCCGUUGCUGAAGUUGUCCGAUGGCUUGUUGCAGGAGCUGCUGUCGCACUGCCCGCAGCAGGAUAGACUCAACCUGUGUCUGGUGAACAAGCGGUUGCACAGGCUGGUCUCCAAGCUGGUGUACAGAAGGAUAUACCUGAACGACUCAAACGUGGUGCGGUCGGAUUUCAUGAACUUGGCGGUCAACUGGUCCCUAUUCAGUAUACCAAGUUUUUUGAACGAGGAUGAAUCACGUGCUAUAGCUAAUGGGAAGCUUGCCAAAUUGAUACAGACGUUCCACCGGAACCCUGAGAACACGUUGCAUCUGGUGCAAUGGAUCCGGAUCAACUGGGACCUGGACCCCGUGUUGCAGAAGCAGGUGCUGAACAUGCUGUGUGCCAAUGGCCACUCUUUGCAACGACUGGAGAACGUCAUCGACCCCAGCUGUAACGAUAUUAUAGCAUUGGGCAAAGUGAGUGCAGCCAAUGUGACCAGCUUCGAUAUGGCGCCGCCAAACUCGUUGCCGGAGCUCUCUGUGCCGCAGGACUACAUCCCCAAUCUGUCACACUACUUGAGACAACGUAUCUCAUCGAAGCUGUCGCACAUGACGUUGUUCAUCGACCCGAUAAAGUUGUUUAAUUACCUGUACCCACUGAAUGAGAAACUGCAAAUUAUAGACCUGAAACUGCAUUGGAGAAGAGAGUUCUUCCCACAGAAAUACUUUAGCGAGCAGACGAACACGCUGAUCAAACCAGGCGAGCAAAGGAAAUCACUGACAAAACUCUCAGAAGUGUUCGAUAUACGGUCCUUGAAGAUUCUGACUAUCAUAUCCUGGAAUGAGUCCCUGAUUUCUAGAGAGAUCGAGAUCAUAGAGGAGUUCAAGGAGUUUGUGUACUUAGAAGACUUGUCACUGAUAUCAAUAAAACAGGACAUAAAAGUACUGGUGUCAUUGUUCAGUGAAUUGAAAAGGCUAAAAAGAUUAAAGAUGGACUUCUUGGAAGAUUACGUACCAGAACCAACUAGCCCACAGAUAUUCUUAGCCAUUUUACUAAACUGUAAGGAUUUGCAGUUUAUCGAUCUACGUUUUGAAGGCGUGGACUUACCCAUAAUCACUCUACAGGAGAGCAAAUUUGAACUGACCCAGAAAUGCUACUGUUCAAGCUGCAUGCACGUCUUUGAGAAUAUCUUAAAGGACAAGAUUUUCCAUUUUGAAGAGGAUUACGAACUUAAUGACAUACACGACAUUGCAGCAAAGGAUAUAUUCAAGAUGAUGAGAUACUUAUCGUUGCUACCAUAUUCUAAGGCAUGUGAUUGUUACCCAAGCGUUAGAACACAGCCCAUGAAUUUGACAGAGUUUGUGUCUAAGAUCAACGCAAAUAUCCUGUUAUAUAGGCAAAGUCGUUCACAGUUGGUCAAGAAAUCAGAAUAUGAUGACGAAGAUGAUUUCAACUCAUUCCAUCUGCCUCAUCGCCCAUUGACCAAAGAUGACAUUGUCAAAUGUUAUCAUGCAUUAAUACAUCAUUUCAAGUCUACGUACUUCACAUUCUUGAGGGGCUUCCCAAAGUUACGAUUUUUGAUGUUGAAUGAUAUACCCACCAUCACUGUUGAAGAAGAUGGCGAGCGCAUUUUCCAGCCGAUCUUCUACCAUUCAGGAUAUCAAACGAAUUUGACUGGCUGGUCCAAACAAUUCAAAAAGAAUACGAACGCAUCUGAACCUAAUGAUGUUGCAAAGAAGGCUACUGUUAUUUAA